Molecule: messenger RNA, 531 nt
Organism: Protopolystoma xenopodis
Lineage: Eukaryota; Metazoa; Platyhelminthes; Monogenea; Polystomatidea; Polystomatidae
Source: the annotation of a GenBank genome assembly
AUGUUUGUUCGUGCCUUGGCUACUGAGUGUCGCUUGCCACUCGUCUCCGUGCAGGCCUCGCGUAUCUUCGGCCGAUAUGUCGGUGACAGUGAGCGAAACAUGCGGCAGAUUCUGGUUCAAGCAAGAGCUUCAGCGCCGGCCAUCCUCUUCAUUGAUGAGAUCGAUCUUCUUUUACCCUCUCGUAGCUCAAACAAAAUCUUUAUGCUUCCUUUUACAUUACACUCAAAAUAUCGUUAUUAUGAUCGACUACGCUCAUUCUCCAGAGAGACAUGUGCUAGCGAACACGUUCUAAGUGAAAUGUUGACCGCAAUGGACGGUGUCGAAGGACAACCAGGACAACUGAUUUUGAUAGCUGCCACCAAUCGGAUCGAUAAAUUGGAUUGCGUUAGUGACAUCCUGGUCGAGGUUAUCCAUAUCACGGACAAGUACCUAGAAGAAACAAAACGGGAAAUGGAGCUGGAACUAAUUCCAAAGAUCUUGUCCCAUCAGGAGCCUAAAAACAGGAAUAGAUUUGUCGGGAUACGCAAAUCC